AUGGCUACUCCGGUCGACACCAAUUCCAAGCUCAUUGCUACCUAUGGCCCUGCUCUUACAGAUCCCACUUUGUACAGAAGCCUAGCCGGUGCUUUGCAGUACCUCACUUUCACACGGCCAGAUAUAUCCUAUGCAGUCCAGCAGGUAUGUUUAUUCAUGCAUGAUCCUCGAGAACCUCACAUGCAGACCCUUAAGAGGAUUAUUCUCUAUCUUCAGGGCACCAUUGAUCACAUAUUAUUUCUCUCCGUCUCCGCUAUCUCUGGCUUAACAGCAUACUCUGAUGCUGAUUGGGAGGGUUGUCCUGACUCACGUCGUUCGACUUAUGGCUUCUGUGUCUUUCUUGGAGACAACCUCAUCUCCUGGUCAUUAAAACGUCAAGCAACGUUUUCUCGAUCCAGUGCUGAAGCAGAAUACCGGGGGUAG
Messenger RNA from Papaver somniferum (opium poppy), 423 nucleotides. RefSeq lists its product as uncharacterized. NCBI's taxonomy places the organism in Eukaryota, Viridiplantae, Streptophyta, Magnoliopsida, Ranunculales, Papaveraceae. The record is from RefSeq and is a predicted model, not a curated record. The transcript has a single exon. Bases 1 to 423 code for a protein of 140 amino acids.